AUUCUAGUGACCCACCAGUUUACUGUACACAAGAGAAAGUCCUUGCACAGUUUUUGAGAGUUUCCUAAAAUGUUGGCAGCAAAAGCUUGGAUCCAAGGAUGCAUCCUGCUGGUGUUACUGACAUUAUGUGGACAAACUGCUGACUGCCAAAGUCAAUACAAAGGCUCUGCAAAUCAUGAAGAACUGAGACUCAUCCUGGUUGGUAAAACAGGAUCAGGAAAGAGUGCAUCUGGAAACACCAUUCUGGGGAAUACAAAUGCUUUCAAAGAGGACAUUUCACCUGAGUCUGUUACUGACGGCUGUCUCAGAAAAGAGGUAGAAAAAGGUGGAAGAAAAAUUGUUGUGAUUGACACUCCAGGGCUGUUUGACACAAGCAAAACACAAGAUGAAGUGAAAGCAAAAAUUGAAGAGUGCAUUGAACAGUCAGUUCCUGGACCGCAUGCUUUCCUUUUAGUCAUCAGCCUGAAGUCAAGGUUCACACAAGAGGAACAGGAUGCUGUGACGUGGAUUGAAGAAAACUUUGGUUCAGAUGCUUCCAUAUACACCAUAGUUCUGUUUACACAUGGUGACCUGCUGCAGGAUAAAUCAGUGGAAGACUAUGUAAAAGAAAGUAAACAUCUACAAAGACUGAUAGACAAGUGUGGAGGAAGGUACCAUUCACUCAUCAAUAAUCAGAAAGAAAGCAGAAAACAGGUCAAAAAUCUUCUAGAUAAAAUAGAGGAAAUGGUGGAAUUGAAUGGAGGAAGUCACUACACCAAUGAUAUGUAUGAUGCAGCCCAGAAGAGACUUGAAGAAGAAAGGGAAAAGAGGAGGAGGGAGGAAGAGCAAAGAAAAAGGGAAGAAGAGGAGAGGAUC
Pundamilia nyererei is the source of this 855-nucleotide messenger RNA. RefSeq names its product GTPase IMAP family member 7-like. Lineage: Eukaryota; Metazoa; Chordata; Actinopteri; Cichliformes; Cichlidae. The annotation marks the transcript as partial. The transcript is spliced from 3 exons. Gene Ontology annotation, molecular function: GTP binding. The record is from RefSeq and is a predicted model, not a curated record.